Messenger RNA from Cornus florida, 1257 nucleotides. RefSeq names its product polygalacturonase-like. The record is from RefSeq and is a predicted model, not a curated record. Gene Ontology annotation, biological process: fruit dehiscence; pectin catabolic process; anther dehiscence. Lineage: Eukaryota; Viridiplantae; Streptophyta; Magnoliopsida; Cornales; Cornaceae. The transcript is spliced from 10 exons. Bases 1 to 1257 code for a protein of 418 amino acids. Gene Ontology annotation, molecular function: polygalacturonase activity.
AUGUCGGCUGUGUGGACGGCAGGUGGUGCAGCGGCGGUGAUGGACCGACAAGGGCUCAGCCUUGAGGAAGAAAUGCGGCGGUGGUUGGGUUUUGCAAAUCAGUUCUUUGCGAUUGGUAUUCAUGAAGUUGGUAGUCUUGUAGCUUCAGUUAAGCCAGUUAGUGUAGAUGAUUUUGGAGCCAAAGGUGAUGGAACCACUGAUGACUCAGAGGCAUUUAACAAGGCUUGGAAGGAAGCUUGUUUAUCAUCUACAGGAGCUGUUAAUUUUGUGGUGCCCAAUAACAAAAAAUAUCUUCUCAAACCAGUUACAUUCUCAGGGCCUUGCAAAUCUGAUCUUACAAUGCAGAUCAAGGGAACCAUUAUAGCAUCUGAUAAUCAAUCAGACUACAAGAAUGAUGGAGCACACUGGCUUCUUGUUGACAGUGUUCAGAAUUUAAUGGUUGAAGGUGGUGGGAUUAUCAAUGGAAAUGGGAAUAUAUGGUGGAAAAACUCUUGCAAAGUCAAUAAAAAUCUUCCAUGCAAAGCGGCACCAACGGCUUUAACCUUCAACAACUGCAAGAAUUUGACGGUACAAAAUCUGAAGAUCCAAGAUGCACAACAAAUUCAUGUUACAUUCCAGAAUUGUGUGGAUGUUCAAGUUUCUCAUCUCACGGUCACAGCACCGGGGACAAGCCCCAAUACUGAUGGAAUUCAUGUCUCAAACGCUCAAAACAUCCACAUUAAAAACUGUAUUAUAGGAACAGGUGAUGAUUGUAUUUCUAUUGUGAGUGGGUCCCAGCUAGUGAAUGCCACGGACAUAACUUGUGGACCAGGUCAUGGUAUCAGUAUUGGAAGCUUAGGAAAUGGAGGUUCAGAAGCUCGUGUUUCAGAUGUGACAGUGAAUGGAGCUAAUCUUACUGGAACUAAAAAUGGAGUCAGGAUCAAGACAUGGCAGGGAGGAUCAGGAAGUGCAAGCAAAAUUAAGUUUGAGAAUAUUCAAAUGAACAGUGUGACCAACCCUAUAAUCAUAGACCAGAACUACUGUGAUCCAUGCACAUAUAGUUCAGCUGUUCAAGUGAGAGAUGUGUUGUACGAGAACAUCAAAGGCACAAGUGCUUCUCAAGUGGCUAUAACAUUUAAUUGCAGUCACAGCUCUCCAUGUCAAGGGAUUAGGUUGCAGAAUGUCAACAUAAAAGGUGACAAAGGUCAAACAGCCAAAGCUAUUUGCAGCAAUGUCAACGUUAUUAACACUGGAGUCGUUUCUCCAAAAUGCCCUUGA